This is a messenger RNA of Manihot esculenta (cassava), 2937 nucleotides long. Its product is annotated as isochorismate synthase 2, chloroplastic. NCBI's taxonomy places the organism in Eukaryota, Viridiplantae, Streptophyta, Magnoliopsida, Malpighiales, Euphorbiaceae. The record is from RefSeq and is a predicted model, not a curated record. Gene Ontology annotation, molecular function: isochorismate synthase activity. Bases 184 to 1893 code for a protein of 569 amino acids. Gene Ontology annotation, cellular component: plastid. Gene Ontology annotation, biological process: phylloquinone biosynthetic process. The transcript is spliced from 16 exons.
GUAGAAAACAAAAGUAGUAAAUGCUAAAUAGUUGCAAGAGAAGAAAAGCAUGCUACUACGUGUGAGCAUAACAGCCGAGCUCAUUCACAAAUAUAAAGUGCCAGAAACGAGCAUAUGGUAUCCCACGCCAUAUCAUUUCCUGCUGAACUGUAAUCCAUUUCUCUCUCGCCCUCUCUUCUUCUUAUGGCAACUGCUGUUUCAUCCAAGCAUUUUCUUGCACGUUUCAAGGAUUUAGAAUCAGCCAAAUGCAGCAUCUCCAUCCAACCAAUUUGCUGCAGGCAAUCGUUUCAUAUUUUCCACCAUAGAUAUAAAUCGUGUUCACUGUCCAUGAAUGGGUGCAAAGGUGACCCCAGAGUCCCUAUUGGUACCAUUGAAACUCGAACUUUUCCAGCAGUAGCAUCUCCUGCAUUGGCCGCAGACAGCCUCGAUUCUGCCAUUUGUAAUUUGAAAGCUAAUCCUCCAGUUUUCACUUCAGGGAUUAUACGUCUCCAGGUACCUAUUCAACAGAGGAUUGAAGCGAUUGAUUGGCUCCAUGCUCAGCAUCAGCUUCUUCCACGCUGCUUCUUCUCCUCUAAAAGCCGAAGAAAGGACGACGAUCCCCUUUUUACAGAUUUCACCAAUGGUAAUGGCCAUGCUCAUGCCCUCAAUUUGGUCAGCGUGGCCGGUAUCGGCUCUGCGGUUACCUUUAGGCAUAUCCACCAAUUCUCAUACAGUGACUGGAAGUCCAUCAAGAGGUUCCUAUCUGCCAAAUGUCCUUUGAUUCGUGCUUAUGGGGCAAUUCGAUUUGAUGCAAGGGCCAAUAUAUCAUCUGAGUGGGAGUCUUUUGGUUCAUUUUACUUCAUUGUUCCUCAAGUUGAGUUUGAUGAGCUUGGAGGUAGUUCAAUGCUUGCUGCGACUAUUGCCUGGGAUGAUGCCCUCUCCUGGACGUGGGGGCAGGCCAUUGAUGCACUUCAACUUACAAUGAGUCAGGUUUCUUCUACUAUUGUAAAAUUGCGAAAAGAAGUUGCUAGAACAUUAAUUUUAAGCAAUAAUCAAAUUCCCAAUAAGAGCUACUGGGAUCUUGCCGUGAAAAGAGCGUUGCAAAUAAUCAACAGAAGCAGCUCACCACUAAUUAAGGUUGUUCUCGCACGUAGCAGCAAAGUUGUAACUGCUACUGACAUUGAUCCUAUAACAUGGCUGGCUUGUCUACAGGUUGAAGGAGAAAAUGCUUAUCAAUUUUAUCUUCAGCCACCUAAUGCUCCAGCAUUUAUUGGGAACACGCCAGAGCAACUAUUUCACAGAAAAUGGCUAGGAGUUACUAGCGAGGCACUGGCAGGAACCCGUGCUAGAGGUGAAUCAAAGGCUCUAGAUCUUCAAAUAGAACUUGAUUUAAUUUCAAGUCCAAAGGACCAUCUUGAGUUUACUAUAGUACGAGACAGCAUAAGAAGAAAAAUGGAGGCUGUAUGUAACAGAGUAGUAAUGGAACCAAAAAAAGCAGUAAGAAAAUUUCCAAGAGUUCAACAUCUAUAUGCCCGAUUGGCAGGAACUUUAAGAAGUGAAGAUGAUGAGUUUGAUAUCUUGUCAUCUCUUCAUCCAACUCCAGCAGUUUGUGGAUUUCCAACAGAAGAGGCAAGGCUUUUAAUUGCAGAAAUUGAAGUAUUAGAUCGUGGAAUGUAUGCUGGGCCCGUUGGUUGGUUUGGAGGAGGAGAGAGUGAAUUUGCUGUCGGCAUCAGGUCAGCACUGGUGGAAAAGGGCCUUGGUGCAUUGAUCUAUGCUGGGACAGGAAUAGUAGAAGGAAGUGAACCGUCCUUAGAAUGGGAUGAACUAGAAUUGAAGACAUCUCAGUUCACCAAGUUGCUUAAACUUGAGGUCCCAUCAAGGGAGAAAAUUGAAAAUUUGGGAAUAAUCAACUGACAAGAAGAAUAGCUUGAACAGAUUUCCAAGUCUUCCUGAAGUGAACUGAGCAUAAAUUUGAUAGUUACCAUUUUGGCAUCCAUCUUUCUUCCAGAAAUCAUCUGGUGUACAAAGUAGCAAUCACUUUUCGACUGUGACAUUCGGUCAUAGUGGUUUAUUGGUUUUUGGGAAUGGAAUGCAGCUCAAAGGAUAGGAUAACGAAUAGCAGGUAGCAACAUUCUUUUUUCACACAAGGAAAAUGGGCUUUCGAUUGUUAUUGCUUGGUCAUUUUUGAAAUAAAGAUAAUGUGUUAUUAGAGUUAAUAAAUUAACAAUUGUUUUCUGUUUUUAAAAAAAAUUAGUUGCAUAUGUAAUAUGUUCCCCAACACACGCGUCAUCAACUUCUUAUUUCAUGAUGACAAAUUUGAAAGCUUUAUGACGCCUCAUUAGAUAAAUAGCAGAAAAUUACUACCUUCUUCUGAAGCUCAGCAAUCCACUAGCUGUAGAGGAAGUCUAGAAUUCUUCCUCCCUUGCUGGACAAGAUAGGAGAUGGUGGAGAAGUUCAAUUUUAUGAGAGCCUCCAAGAAGAGUACCAGUUCUUUACAUAUCUCCCAACUCACAGAACCCACUGAUGCAAACUUGCACCCCUGGUAACGUUGUUUUCUUUACCGGUAAUGUAAAUUUGAAGUUGCGGGCGCCACCGGCAAAAGUGAUUUGCAGAAGGAUGGCAAUCUGAUGCUUUACACAGCUGGCGUGCUCUAUAAUUGUCAAUUUUUUUUACCAGGAUGUUCAUGCACAGAAACUGAAGGAGCUUCUGUAGAUUUAGAAGCCAAACCUGCCCGACAUAAACCCUUGUUACCCUCAAAGCCAGAAGUUUGAAAGCCGUUGGGACUAUUUGACUGUUUACAAAUUGGCGGAAAAAGAUAAUGUUUGUUCAGAGGGAAAAGUUUCCUUCUGACAGAGAAAACAUUUCAAGGAAAAGUUCCUUAUCGUUCAUAGACAGGAAAGCUCCGUCCAAAAAUUGAAAGUAAUAAUAAUAAUAAGCACUCUACCUAUUCUAAGCAUA